GAGUGGGCUGACAGCAAGGUGUGGGACGAGCUGCCGUCGAGGCCAGCAUGCUGCAGUGACGGUUUGUCCGGGGCUUUGUGCACCAGAUACAAGGAGAACCGCUUCUAAACAAAUAUCAAGCACUAUGGAAAGCGUCUCGACUGCACUCCCAGCACCCAGUGACGUGGCACCGACAGGUUCCUUCGAACAGGAUUCCCUGAACCAGCAGAGAUCUCCCCAUCUCCCCAUGAAGCCAAACCAAGUGGGCCAGGUCAUUCUGUACGGGGUGCCAAUCGUGUCCCUCAUCAUCGACAACCAGGAGAGGCUGUGCCUGGCUCAGAUCUCCAACACUCUGCUCAAAAACUACAGUUACAAUGAAAUCCACAACAGAAGGGUGGCUUUGGGGAUCACCUGUGUGCAAUGUACCCCGGUGCAGCUGGAGAUCCUGCGCAGGGCUGGGGCCAUGCCAAUCUCGUCGCGGAGAUGCGGCAUGAUCACCAAGAGAGAAGCCGAGAGACUUUGCAAGUCGUUUCUGGGCGAGAACAAGCCUCCGAAGCUGCCCGAUAACUUUGCUUUCGACGUUAGCCAUGAGUGUGCCUGGGGGAGCCGGGGCAGCUUCAUCCCGGGCCGUUACAACAGCUCAAGGGCGAAGUGCAUCAAAUGCACGUACUGCAGUAUGUACUUCUCUCCCAAUAAGUUCAUCUUCCACUCCCACCGCACGCCCGAAGCCAAGUACACCCAACCGGAUGCCGCCAACUUCAAUUCCUGGAGGCGACACCUCAGGCUGACCGAUAAGAAUCCUCCCCAAGACCUGACCUAUGCCUGGGAAGAUGUGAAGGCCAUGUUUAACGGGGGCAGUCGGAAACGAGCCUUGCCUGGACAUUGCGGCCCGCUCAGUUCCGUGAAGGCGGUGAACAGUGUGAUCAGCCACAUGAUAGGCCCGGAGCUCUCCCAGAAGAGGGCCAGGUUUGCUGAGGACGAGGAAGACGGGGGCAGCGCCCCCUCUCGGAAGAACCUCCGCAGUUACCCGGUCAUCCCGGUCCCCAGCAAAGGAUUUGGGAUGUUGCAGAAAUUCCCGGCGGCCUCCCUGUUUCCCAACCCUUACACCUUCCCUGCUUUCGGGCUGUGCCAGAAGAAGGACGACGCUGACUCUCUGGCUGGCGAGCCGAAGCAGCCCGGACUAUCGGGCCUCCUGUGGCCCGCCCGAAAGGACACUUUUUACCCGCCCUUGUGUAUGUUCUGGCCCCCCAGGGCGGCCAGUGGCAUCCCGGUGCCAACCUACCUACAGCCCCAACCCAGUACCAUCACAUCGGUGGGGGAGUCCCCGAAUUUAAGGCAGACUUUCCUGGAUGUGUCUGACCAAAGUGAAGCUGGUAGCCUGACCGUGGCCGCUCCCAGAGACAGCUUGUUUGACAGAGACAGCCUCGCCGGCCCGGGAGGCCAGGAGCACAGGCUAGCCGCUGAAGGCAGGCUCAAGCCCCUGGACGUGUCUGCUUUCACAGCCAGGAAGCAGAGCUACCUCUCGGCCUUCAAGCCCGUGGUGAAAGACAUCGAGAGCAUCGCCAAACUUCAUGGCAACGCUGAGGACUUUGGCUCAGAGAGGCAUCCCUCCCCGGGUACCAGCUGUAGUUACCACAGCGACAGCGUGGCGAGCGAGGAAGAGCAAGAGGUGGAUGUCGAGACCAACAAACUCUCAGCAGAUGCUCAGGAAGAGGGGAUCCCUCUGGAGCAGUUCACCCACAACAACAGCAGCAGCAAACUGCCACAGGACAGCGGAUUUGGAGGGACUGAAGACCCGGGACAUUUCUGUAGCUCCAAAAUGGAGCCAAGUGUCGACAAGAGAGAGAGCAAGGAAGAUCCAAUCAGUGAUAAGGGACCCACUCCCUGCGAUCCCGUAUCAUUGGAGCAGCCCAAUUACAAAGACGGUCUUAAAAAUGGAACCAAAAAGCAUUCACUGUACUCUAAAAAAGAUGAAGAUAGUUUUUCAAUUGAAACUAAACAGCAGGAUUGUUUCACGGAGGAAUCUGAUAGCUCGGGGUUGGGGUUCUGGCGGGAACCUGGGGGUGAGCAGACACAAGAAUCAACAUCACCACGCUCUAUCAAGACUGAUGUGGAAAAUAUGGAGAAAGAAGAACUUCAGAAAGUGUUAUUGGAACAGAUUGACCUGAGGCGGAGGUUAGAACAGGAAUUUCAGGCGUUAAAGGGUAACGCUUCUUUCACUGUUGUCAAUAACUUCCAGGACCAGAUGAAGCGGGAGCUGGCGUACAGAGAGGAGAUGGUGCAGCAAUUACAGAUGAUUCCAUAUGCAGCAAGCCUGAUGAGGAAAGAGAGACUCAGCACACAGAUGAACAAAAGCUAAACAGUUCAUGAACAGGACUGAAGCUUUGGAAGCAUAUGAUGAAGUGCACGUCAUUUGUAAGAUACAAGCACAGAGCAAAGCUCCACAUGCAAACCUCGAGCAUCAGAAGAAAGAUCAAGUGAAGGACUGAAGGACCAAGCACAAUGCAAAACCCUGGAAAUUCAAACUCAACAAAAGUUAAUACAUAAAUCAAUGAUUUCCUAAGAGACAUUAACAUGACUUCAAACUUUGUUAGUGGUAUAAAGAAUCACUAUUAACUGGCUUCUUAAGUAUGUGGUGCUUCCAUUUAGAUAUUUUUGAGGCAUAAGGAAGGCUGGUGAGCCCACUCUUAAGAAGAUUGGUGUGUCCGUUUUAAAGGUACUAGUGAUCUUACCUUAAGAAGACUUGAGAACAUUUUUUGGAUGAUUACUGAAACCAUUCCUAAGAAGAUUGGUGAGCCCACUUCAAGGGGGAUUAGUGUAUCCACUUUAAGGAGAUUAGUAAAUCUUAAUGUAACACUAUGGAUUAAUGAACAACAAUGUACGUGAAUGUGUGUGUACGCGCAUGCACAUGUGUGUGGACUUCAAGAAGACCAUCAGUUGUCUCAUUGAAUGAUUCUCUGGAAGAAAUACUACAAACUCAGUCCUUGAUUAGUGGACUGGAAUUGCAUUAAGCUCAAGAGGAGGGAAGACAGCAGACCGUGGACAGGAAAUUACACCACUACUCUAAUUCUUCUCUAACUUUUGCCUGCUUAAUUUAUUAAUGGUUAAAUAAGAGUAUCCUCUAUCACUUGAAAUAUUUUGGCUUUAAA
This is a messenger RNA of Stegostoma tigrinum, 3128 nucleotides long. It is a transcript of the gene skor2, whose product is annotated as SKI family transcriptional corepressor 2. NCBI's taxonomy places the organism in Eukaryota, Metazoa, Chordata, Chondrichthyes, Orectolobiformes, Stegostomatidae. Gene Ontology annotation, cellular component: nucleus; transcription regulator complex. The coding region runs from base 125 to 2338 and encodes 737 amino acids. Gene Ontology annotation, biological process: negative regulation of transcription by RNA polymerase II; negative regulation of BMP signaling pathway. The transcript has 9 exons. Gene Ontology annotation, molecular function: SMAD binding; DNA-binding transcription factor activity, RNA polymerase II-specific; RNA polymerase II cis-regulatory region sequence-specific DNA binding. The record is from RefSeq and is a predicted model, not a curated record.